Molecule: messenger RNA, 2137 nt
Organism: Nilaparvata lugens (brown planthopper)
Lineage: Eukaryota; Metazoa; Arthropoda; Insecta; Hemiptera; Delphacidae
Exons: 5
Coding region: 289-1281 (330 amino acids)
Molecular function (GO): nucleic acid binding
Source: RefSeq, a predicted model, not a curated record
UUUCAGUGAAAUGGUGAAAUCUCAUGUCUGUGUUUCAUGCUAAAAAAUGUAAACAAAGCAGAAAGCAGUUGUUAUUUUUAAAUUUAAUCGUUGUUUGCACAAGUUUUCAGUUUAGCUUUUGCUGAUGUCCUUCUCCUGUUGAAGUACUCUGAAAAUAUUUUGAAGCCGCAAGCGUUCUCCCACUUCCGAUAAAAAAUAAUAAGAUAGUAAGACAAGUGAAGUUUUUUAAAGUUAUAGUCUACAGUUAGUAAUAACUCUAUAUUUUGUUUAGCUAAGAUAUUUUUCGUAAUGGGAUCUAAAAGUUCGAAAAGUGAGAAAUCGAAUUCAUAUGAAAGGGAUUGUACAAGCAGCACAUAUUCUCGAGCAUACCCUCAAGCAGGCCUAUAUCCUCAUUUAGUGCCUGAACAGUACCAUCAUCAACAGUAUGCGAGUCAUGGACAUUAUUCAAAUCCACCAUACGUGACUGCAAUUCCCAACCCUUUCCACAUGGGGCGAGUUCAGGAUGUGGCUCAUGUCCAAGCCGAAUAUGGUGCCCAACAUUACACGUAUCCACAACCGACCAAUGGUGUUUCUGUACUAUCACCGUCUGCGCCGCCAUUAUCGUUGAUAAAACCACCAAAAAGUAGAUUGAUAGAAGCAGAAACGACAGCAUCAGUCGUUUAUAAUACUAAUAAUAAUCCACCAGAUGAAGCUAAGGUGGCUGAAAAAUUGAAAAGCCUCAACAGAUUCCUGAAAGGAAUUUUGGCAACAGUGCCUGAACACUAUGCAUUCAAGGGAUACUAUUGUGAGGCUUGUGAUUGUGGUAUGAUCAGAGUACCAGUUAUUGUAAAGAAGAAACACAACAAAAAUGAAUCACAUUGCAAGUUGAAAACUGAUGCCAUGGUCGAGAGGUUCUGUCCAACUUGUAGAGUCGACUUACUCUGCUCCAGUGUCCUAUGGAAGCUGCAUGAGGAGUCUGAACUUCACAAAUUCUGGCGAGAAAAGUCGGAUAAGAAUUGCGGCGUUGUGCAAGCUCGAGAAGAGGAUCACGAUUGCAAAGGAAAAAAGGCAUAUCUGGUUGUUUCAGGUUUUCCAAAAUCAACUCGUUGGCAAAAAAUGAAAUUAUUUUUUGAAGAAUUCAGUGAUUGUGUGAGAGUGGAAAUGGUAAAGGAGCGCCACAACACAGAAUAUGCAAGAAUAUUAUUCCGCCAAAGACAGACAGCACUAAAUAUCCAUGAAAGCGGGUUUCCUCUCAUUUUUGAGAAUAAGCGACUGAUAACCAAAGUCAAGUGGAUGGAUUAAUAACAAAUGAUAGCCAAAGUCAAGUGGAUGGAGUUCUAUUUGUAAGCUUCUGUGUUUUACUGUGUAUUUUUAUUAUUUUCCAUAUCGAUUCAGUUCAACGUAUGUUGGAAAAUUAUUAUGAUAUAAUAACUACGGUAGUACUGUAUUCAAUGUGCAGGCCUUUUUUCCAGAAUUUUGAUUGUGUUUUGAGUUUUAUGUUAGAAAUUAUUUUUUGAAUCUUUCUAUUACAAUGUAGCAUCGAUUUUGUAUCAGAAUCAUAAUACGUUUUCUUCGUACUUUACACAAUAAUUAUUGUGAAUUGUACUAGAAAAAUGUUUUAAUCUUGCGAAAGUUUGUGCGAUUCUUGUAACUUACUCUUCUUUACUUUUAUCAAACUACAUGCUAGUGUUGUUUCAUCAAAACAACUGUGCCAAAUCGUAUGAUUUCAAGACAAUAAUGCAAUUAUUACUAUUAUUGUUAAUUAUGAAUAUAUUUCAUGUCAAUAUUGCCAUUAUUGUUAACUUUUAGUUUAUUUUAUUGAAGUGAGGAAACAGAAUCGAAAUAGUCUUAUAAAUUAACUUUUAUAUCACUAUUUUAUAUUCACGCAACUAUUUAAAGAAAUAUUAAAGCCUCUUGUUUAGAGAUUUAGGAAAGACCACUUCAAUACUAUUAGUCUCUUUCUAUUGAUAUAUACUGUAUGUAUAUUUUUAGAAAAUGUUGCAUUUCUUCUCUUAUCACCUAUUUCGUAGAAUAAUUAUUGUUGUGCCUAGAAAAUCAUCAUAUUUUUUAUAAUGUUGUCAACUAGGUAGUUUGCCUUUUUACAAAAAAAUAUUGUAAUUUAUAGGCCUAAUAAAGAUUCAUAUUUCUAUUGGCUACA